Messenger RNA from Caenorhabditis remanei, 525 nucleotides. RefSeq lists its product as uncharacterized. The record is from RefSeq and is a predicted model, not a curated record. NCBI's taxonomy places the organism in Eukaryota, Metazoa, Nematoda, Chromadorea, Rhabditida, Rhabditidae. The coding region runs from base 1 to 525 and encodes 174 amino acids. The transcript has 4 exons.
AUGGGUUCAAAUAUAUUUAGUCGAUCGCUGAUCGCACCUCUCCGUAGUCCAGGCAGAACACCAAACAAUUGGUAUGCGGAACUCGAACAGUGUGUGAAUAGAAAAUCCGAUGCUGUUCCAGUAUGUGUGUCAAACAUCCUGAAGACAAACAUCACCAUUGUGGUGAAUCAUGAGGAAGGAGACAACUGGUUAUUUUGCACUGUGCCGUUUUAUGGGAAGCGCCGUUUCAUGGAGGAUACCAAUCGCGAAAUCGACAACAGACGAACACUCCCUGAAAUUAUUUUUUCAAUUUGGACAACGUGUCGAAUUAUUAAACUGCGAUGGACAAAUAAGAGUUUCUCACAGUUUGUGGACGUCGUCUCAGCGUUAUCGUCAAUCAAGACGUAUUUUUGCUACGGUGAUGAGAGAGUGUGUCCGGGAUAUGUUAUUCUGAAACUGGAUGAAGAUCAAUCAAAUGUUCCGAUUUUUUAUGUAAUGUAUUCAUGUACCCAUUUGGCUAUUCUGAAACUUAUUGGAUUUAAUUGA